Messenger RNA from Pestalotiopsis fici W106-1, 1236 nucleotides. RefSeq lists its product as uncharacterized. Gene Ontology annotation, biological process: carbohydrate metabolic process. The record is from RefSeq and is a predicted model, not a curated record. Gene Ontology annotation, molecular function: polygalacturonase activity. The transcript has 2 exons. NCBI's taxonomy places the organism in Eukaryota, Fungi, Ascomycota, Sordariomycetes, Amphisphaeriales, Sporocadaceae. The coding region runs from base 1 to 1236 and encodes 411 amino acids.
AUGAGGAUUCCAAAGCUGCUGUCUUUCCUUUGCUUGGCCAGUAAGGCCUUGUCGGCCUCGGUCGUUAAUGGCACAACUUGCACGGUUACACCUCUAGGUUCAGGGUCCAACGGCAAGGAUCCCGAUGAUACACCACAAAUCUUGGACGCUUUCAAGAAAUGUGGUAAAAAUGGCCGUGUCGUGCUGGCCGAGGGACUGUUCCACAUUGGACAGGUCAUGAAGACAACCGACUUCUCCAAUGUCACCAUCGAGAUUCACGGCACGCUCAAGUGGUCCUCGGACAUACAGUACUGGCUGCGCAACAGCAUCUCGGUGACCUACGCCGGCCGCAGCACGGCGUGGAUGGUGGGCGGAAACGACAUCACCAUGUUGGGCUUUGGCCGGGCGCUCUUUGAUGGCAACGGACAACUCUGGUAUGAUCAGAACCGGAACCAGGGCAACCAAAACGGCCGGCCCAUCUCGCUGACGCUGUGGAACGCGCGCAACGUGCUCGUCGAUGGCAUCUCUUGGCGUCAGUCGCAGUUCUGGCACACCUUUGUUGCACACAGUCAAAAUGUCACGAUGACAAACCUCGAUAUGAACGCUACUAGUAGCAGCCAGUGGUCUACGGUCAACACGGACGGUGUCGAUACGUGGAACUCCAAGGACGUCGUUAUCGCAAACUGGACAGUCACAUGUGGCGAUGAUUGUAUUUCCAUGAAGGGCAACAGUACAAAUAUAUCCGUGUCCAACGUGACGUGCUACGAGUCUGGAUGUGCGUGUAUUGGAUCUAUAGGGUCCCAAGCAUCCCAGCCAGACUAUGUAGAAAACGUUUACUUCGACAAUGUCACAUGUAUACACUCCUCGAAUGCGGCAUGGAUCAAGACGUAUUCCGGUACGGGCCGAGUCCGCAAUAUCACCUUUGCCAACUUCCACAUCAGCCAGGUGGACCAGCCCAUCUAUGUGACCCCGUGUAUUUAUAGCGCUUCUGGUUGUGAUAGCAGCCGCUUGGGCAUCAGUGACGUACGCUGGGUCAACAUUACUGGAACGAGCCGUUAUAAUGUCGCUGCGGGAAUUCAUUGUAGUGCUGCGACUCCUUGCAAGGGCUUUAGUAUGGAAAAUGUCAACAUCACGCCGGCCGCUGGAGGGUCAGCCAAAUGGCUGUGCUCGAAUAUUGAGGCACAGUCAUCUUCGGGUAUCCCCUGCACUGGCACAUGUCCUGCAAACUGGCCACAGCAAUUGAAGGGAAACCAGUGA